UUGAGUCGUUAUAAGGGAUGGUAGUGUCAGUUUUUCCGUCGAUAUCGGUUGGAUUCGCGUUUUGUAACUUUGGAUAUAAUAAUUCACUCUUGUUCAGUGCAAAGAGGUAGAUUUGUGCGCGUAAAUAUUUAUUGAAUGAAUUUAUCGGGUGAGGAGCGAAUGAAUUAUAAGCCGGAGUGUUGCCUGUGCCAAAAUUACUUGCAGGAUUAAACGUUGUGUGCCCCGUCGUGUAUUUUUAAACAUCACAAGAUUUCCAAGAUAAUCCGACAUAUCACCCAGUACAUCCAUAUAUUGUUCGCCUUGACGUUUGCUUCUGGUCAACAAUUCUGUCCCACCUACAGUGAUUGACUUUUCAUCACUUGCCAUGUCAUCUUGUUGCCAAUCCCUUGACCAUAUCUUCAAAGAAAAUAUGACGUCAGAACAAAGAAGCAUUCGGAAUUGAAUCAGAAAACACCUUCUACAACUAAUCUUCUAGUGACGUCGCAUCGUGCUGCCAAAUAGUUGAUGUAAAUCAACCAAAAUGAUCGCCACGAGCUGCCAAAUUCUCGUGGUCGUCCUCCUUCUCACGUCACCGGUCCUUCCAUCAGUGAUAUCAUCAUCAGAAGGAGAAGGAAAAUGCGAAGAAAUCACCAUACCCAUGUGUCUGGGUAUCGGAUACAACAUGACUCGGAUGCCAAACGAACUGAACCACGAAACCCAAGAAGAAGCGGGCUUGGAAGUCCACCAAUUCUGGCCCUUAGUCGAAAUUAAGUGUUCUCCCGACUUGAAGUUCUUCCUCUGCUCCAUGUACGCUCCCAUAUGUCUUCAUAUAUACACUCAGCCCCUACCGCCUUGCAGGGACCUGUGCAGAAGAGCCCGUGAAGGUUGCGAACCAAUCAUGACCCAGUACGGCUUCUCCUGGCCCGAGCGAAUGGAAUGCGACCAGUUCCCAGUCCAAGGCGGCGAAAUACUCUGCAUGGACGACCCGACUCACAACAGCACGGCCCCGAAGAGCAACAGCAAGAAACCCCUCAAACCUUGCAAGCCGGGUUCAAAAAACUGCGAAAGUCCCCACGGAGGCACAAGAGCAAAGGGCGCCGCCAGCAGCGGCAACAGCAACACGAACGCCAACAGCAACGAGUGUCGCUGCCACUGUCAACUACCCCUCGUCUCCCUGGGGCCCGAAACCUCACUCGCUCAGGCAAACCGAAGCGUCGCCGGCGUGCCCGCCUGUGCGUUCCCCUGCAAGGAACCCUUCUUGAGCCAGGAAGAGAAGGAGUUCGCCUCGAUCUGGAUAACUCUAUGGUCGGGUCUCUGCGCCGCUUCUACUCUAAUGACUCUUACCACAUUUUUCAUCGAGACUGAGCGGUUCAAGUAUCCGGAAAGGCCUAUAGUCUUCCUGUCCGCUUGUUACUUCCUGGUAUCCGUCGGAUAUCUUAUUCGAGUUGGUGUGGGACACGAAGCGGUAGCUUGUGAUGGACGGAUGAUUCGGUAUUCGUCUAACGGGACUAGCGUGUGUACCUUGGUGUUUCUUUUAGUGUACUUUUUCGGAAUGGCCUCGUCGAUAUGGUGGGUGAUCCUUUCGUUUACUUGGUUCCUGGCUGCGGGACUUAAGUGGGGAAAUGAGGCUAUCGCGAGUUACGCGCAGUGUUUUCACGUGGCGGCUUGGUUGAUUCCGACCCUCCAAACGCUGGGAGUGUUACUAAGCAGCGCCAUCGAUGGAGAUCCAGUUUCCGGUAUCUGUUACGUCGGUAACAUGAACAUGGAAAACCUCCGCACCUUCGUGCUAGGACCCUUGGUCGUGUACCUUAUCGUAGGAACAAGCUUCCUUCUUGCCGGAUUCGUCUCUCUGUUCCGAAUCAGGAACGUGAUCAAGAAACAAGGAGGAGCCGGGGCUGGAUCCAAAGCUGAUAAACUCGAGAAACUCAUGAUCCGUAUCGGAAUUUUCAGCGUUCUUUACACCGUGCCGGCCACAAUCGUCAUCGGAUGCCACCUGUACGAAAACGCCUUCCACAACGAAUGGCUCAGAUCGUUAACGUGCAACUGCAUCAACAGUCCCAAAUCUAAGCCACUCUACUCCCUCCUGAUGCUCAAGUACUUCAUGGCUUUAGCCGUGGGCAUCACCAGCGGAGUAUGGAUCUGGUCAGGCAAAACCCUCGACUCCUGGAAGCGUCUCUGGAGGAGGCUCUUCGGAAGACCGGACAUUUCCGGAGCCAACGCCGUCCUGAUCAAAAGCCGAACCGGUAAACCACCUCCUCCGCAGUAUCUGAUCGCUGGUCCAGGCAGCGCUAGCUUGCUGGGACCAACGGGCAGCGUGGCCUCGGCCAGUCAGCACCACCUGCACCAUCACGUACUGAAGCAGCCGCCGUUAAGUCACGUAUGACAAGCAGGGGAUGGGUCGGCGCCCGUCGUGGUCAGUCACACUGCUCCAUCCGGUCCGUCGUUAAGCAACUACGGGCCCAUUUGAGUGACCGUGAAGGGUCCGAAGACCAUGGUCACAGCUCUCUAGUCGUUCUACGGUGCCAUCGUGCGGGGGACGCGGACGGUCGCGCGCGCCUCAAUCCGUUAAGUUUGUACAGGACACGGACGUGUUUUUUUGUUCUAGUUUUUCGUUCUUUUUUGUAUUUAUUUAUUAUUGAAGUCUUGCAAAUCGGGUAGGUGUACAGAGAUUCGUGUUUCUUUUAGAAAAGAAUGAUCUAAACCUCCGCCAUUGAUAAAUUCGUUAUACAAUUUAAUAUUUUAUAAUGAUCUACUUUUUUAUAUUUGUUUCGCUACUUUGAAAAUCACGAUAAGGAAAGUCUGUAACUUCAUCCAAGAGCUUUACCUAAAAAAUUAUUUUGCAAAAGUUCAGAAAAUAUUUAGAUCAAAUGAUUCCACAAAAAAAUUCAGUAAAGGUCAAAGUUAUCAGUGCAUUAAUGAUACGUAAAGAUUGCUUAGAAAUUACAAUAUUACAUACAGCAUACCUACACAAAGUUCGAUUUCAUCUGGUUUUGUUGUGUCAAUGAUAGUAUAUUGUUGUGGUUUGGAGGCACAAAAAAUCAUUUUUACUCCGAACAUGCUAAUUUUUUCAAACGCCACAAAUAAUUUUUUAAACAAUUUCAGAAGUUCCAAAUAAUAAAAAAGAUUUGAAAGCCCUGUUUUUAAAAAUAGCAGUUUUUUAACAACAUUUAUAGCUAGUUCUUGUUAUAGACUCAUUCCUAUCCUGAUUUUCAAUAUAAAGUAGAAGAAAUUUUCUGUUUCACCAUUUUUCUAUUUAGAUUAUGAUUUCUUUGACUAUAAAUUUAUAGACAAAUAAAUUUAUCGAAACAUACUCAUUUCGGAGUUUUGCCUUUUACUUAUUUAACUCAUUUCUUGUUGUUUUUUGUAUAUAACGUGAUUCUUUGGACUCAUUAUGAAACUUUUUCCGUCUUACUAUCUAAUGCCACUAACUGAA
Messenger RNA from Sitophilus oryzae (rice weevil), 3412 nucleotides. Its product is annotated as frizzled-2. Gene Ontology annotation, biological process: non-canonical Wnt signaling pathway; canonical Wnt signaling pathway. Gene Ontology annotation, cellular component: plasma membrane. Gene Ontology annotation, molecular function: Wnt-protein binding; Wnt receptor activity. Bases 521 to 2362 code for a protein of 613 amino acids. The record is from RefSeq and is a predicted model, not a curated record. NCBI's taxonomy places the organism in Eukaryota, Metazoa, Arthropoda, Insecta, Coleoptera, Curculionidae. The transcript is spliced from 4 exons.